UCUCCAACGCCUCUCUCUUGGAGGCUGUUUCUUCAGCGAUCCCCUUGCAGCUCCAGUGGGGGGCUUCGAACGGAGCUUUUCCUCGCUCGAGACGACCGCGUCGCCUCUGAUUCGUCGCCUGUGAUUUUCACGCCUCUUCGGUCCGGAGGUUGCGGCGGGGUGCCUCGUCGUCCCGGCUGGGGAAAUCCGGGAGCGACUCGCCCUCCUUGCGUCGUCGACGGACGGGGCUCGGGAGGCGUGAAUCAAGCUAGCGGCGACUUCGACGUCGAGACAAGAGAAAUUAAGUUCGGCGGCCUUUUCUCACAACUUAGAUUACGGCAUAGCAGUUGGCGGUCUACAUGAAGCCGAAAGCAAAAAUGAAACCGAUGCUGGGCAGAGGUGUCGCGUGCAUUCCGCGGCUGCGGUCAGUGCAGGAACUGACCCUGCUGCUCUCACUCUGCGUCCUGGGCUCGGUUUUCUUAAGCUACCAGCUGGGGUCCAUCAUCAGCGCUGUCGGCAGAGAAAGGCGCUCUACUGGUGGCCCCACCGUCGAUGCCAGGUAUGCGUGUGGCUUCGAUGGAUUGUCCAGCGUCACUCCUGGCGAAGCAUCAUCGGAACAGGAUUACCUCAAGACAAGCGACGUUCUCCUGCAAGCACUAAGAAGCGUUGAAGCGGAUGAUCUGCUCGGCUCCCAAUUCACAAAAGUCGUCCUGGUGGGCGACUCGUCGGACCAGGCACGACGCUACCUGAAGGCGUUCGAAGCGCACGGAGUUCAGACCGAGAUCUACACGCCGGCCAGCAGAGCGGAACAAGCCAAAUGCGACAGCUUGACGCUCUGGAUCUGCCUCGGGUCGUGCGGACAGUUGGGGAGGAAGUGUCCUGCACAAAAGCGAAGGAAGGUGAACCACAUCGAAUUGCUUAGCGAACAGCUGGGAGAGCGAGACGCACUCUGCAACACUCUCAGCACCCUCAGAAGACACAGUGUGGACAAUCUACGGCACUGGUCAGCGCUGCCACUGUGCUUCGUACUGCCGGAGCAGACGCAGCAGCUCACCGACGUGGCCGGCGCCCUGGGGCUAACCCACGCCGAUUCGUCAUCGUCCAGCUGGCUCAUCAAGCCCGUUGGUCCACAGGACAGGCGCAGGCAUCGAGCCAAGCAGGUCUCCACGGCGGCGCUCGCCGACUCGGAUUUGCUCCACAAAACGCUCUCACCACUGCUCGAGCAAGGCCGAGUGGUGGCGCAGCAAACCCUGGUACGGCCAUUGCUGGCAUCAAACGGCCGGUCGGUCCUGGUAAGGGUCUUCGCUCUGGUCACAUCGAUGGUACCGCUACGGGCCUACGUUCACCUGGCGGGAACUGCUUUCCAAGGAACUACUCAGGGCACAUGGACGAGCGACACCAAGAUUCGGAUGAGCGGGAAGUCCAUGCCCCUGAAGCAGCUGUGGCAUCAACUGGACCAAAUGUACGGGAGCUCGAGUGCGGAACAGCUCUGGUCGCAGAUAAAGGGUCAGGUCGCCGCACUGCUGGUAGCUGCCGAGUACGAAAUUCUCUCUCGGAGCACCGCGCUGAACAGUAGCCACAACUUUGGGGGCGCAAUGGGGGGACCGGCCGGCUUCCAACUGUUGAGUUUCGAGUUCACCCUGAACGCCACUCUCCAGCCGUUCCUGUGGAACAUCAACGUGAAGCCACAUUUUCUAGCUUCCCGUAGCGUCGCUAUGGACGCAGUCAAGUCUCAGAUCCUGGUCGACGUGGCCCGCAUUCUGACGACUGGUCGCCAAGUGGCUGCGCAAGUCGCGCAAGCGCUGCGUGCUUCUGAUGCCAGCAUUGGCCUCAUGUGUCAUUUCUGCCGCCUUUCGCAUGACAUCUGCCUCACAGAAAACGACUUAAGCUACUUGCUCAGUCGCGGAGAGAACGACUGUCCAGGGAAUGUUCGUGCAGAUCUACCCAUCGGAAACGGGCACUCAAUUGAACGAACUGCUGUCUUCUCUCGACCAGAAGAUCCAGAAAGAAGCCCUCUCCUCAGCGGCAGCCCAGCAGUCCAGCAGUGUAAGUGCCAAGCUACUAAUCUGUCGGGUUAG
Messenger RNA from Dermacentor silvarum, 2057 nucleotides. RefSeq lists its product as uncharacterized. Gene Ontology annotation, biological process: protein modification process. NCBI's taxonomy places the organism in Eukaryota, Metazoa, Arthropoda, Arachnida, Ixodida, Ixodidae. The transcript is spliced from 13 exons. The record is from RefSeq and is a predicted model, not a curated record. Bases 339 to 2057 code for a protein of 572 amino acids.